Messenger RNA from Phaeodactylum tricornutum CCAP 1055/1, 327 nucleotides. RefSeq lists its product with no specific name. The transcript is spliced from 2 exons. NCBI's taxonomy places the organism in Eukaryota, Bacillariophyta, Bacillariophyceae, Surirellales, Neidiaceae. The annotation marks the transcript as partial. The record is from RefSeq and is a predicted model, not a curated record. Gene Ontology annotation, molecular function: nucleic acid binding; zinc ion binding.
UGUUUUCGUUGCGAUGAGGUGGGUCAUAUAGAAGCUGAGUGUCCCAACAAACCCAAGCCCAAACCAUGCUCGUUUUGUGCUCAAACUGACCACGAAAUGUACAGGUGUCCUCUGAAAGUGGUUUGCUUUAACUGUGGAAUACCAGGACAUCCUUCACGGGCAUGUAAUAUGCCGCGGGGUCUGCCGGAACGCCGAGUUUGUUCGAUUUGUUUUCAUUGUGGUCGACCGGGGCAUUUUUUGUGCAAAGAAAUGCGCUGGUAUUUCGGUUUGGAGGGCGUAACUUGCGCAAAUUGUGGGCAAGCGGGACACAACAUCUUUGAUUGCAAG